Messenger RNA from Bicyclus anynana (squinting bush brown), 1315 nucleotides. RefSeq names its product EARP and GARP complex-interacting protein 1. Gene Ontology annotation, biological process: protein ubiquitination. NCBI's taxonomy places the organism in Eukaryota, Metazoa, Arthropoda, Insecta, Lepidoptera, Nymphalidae. The record is from RefSeq and is a predicted model, not a curated record. The transcript is spliced from 9 exons. Gene Ontology annotation, molecular function: protein binding. Bases 135 to 1256 code for a protein of 373 amino acids.
UCUUGCUGUGGUCUUGCUGAAAAAGUGAAUGAAAACCCUUUGAAAAGGAAUCAAACAAAACAUUAAACAUUGUAAAAUGAAAACUGAAAAGUGAAUGUUGAAUAUUGAUUCAAUUGUGUGUGAUUUAUUUAAUCAUGGAGGAAGGAAAUUCAAUUAUAUACGGACUUGAACAUCAGACCAGAGCCCUGUCACCACAGUAUGGUGAGAAUGAUGCCAUCAGGUUCCUGAUUGGCACCCAGAGCUUGAAGCCUAAUACUAAUCAAGUACAUGUAGUUGAGCUGGAGGAGGACACCGGAGCUCUGCAUACUAAGGUGUUCAAACACGACAUUGGAGAGAUUUGGCACUUGCGGUGUUCUCCUCACGACGCCGCGACGCUCAUGACGGUGCACAACGCGUACGACCACGACACGUGCCAGUGCGCCAUGGGAGUCUCCAUCUUCAGGCUGCCUACUAUUGAGGUGAUACCGAAAGACUUGGACGAUCUUAGUGCAAUGCAGAAUAGAAAUGCAGAGGACAUGGAAUUACUUAAAACUAUCACACCAGAGAAACCAGAGGAAGAAAUACGCUGCGCCGAAUGGCACCCGUCGGACGCGAACCGCGUCGGCAUAGUGCUGGACAACUGCGUGAGCAUCCGCGACACCAGCACCGGCGCGCACGUGGGCGGCGUGGCGCCGGGGGGCCGGACCCGCCUCAAGCUCACCGCCGGCAAGUGGAGUCCGCAGGGGCAGAGCCAGUUCGCGGUGCUUCAAGACACGCACAUAAAAUGCUUCGACACGCGGACAGACUGCAGUAAGCCGGCGUGGAGCAUCGACAGUGCUCACAGGCAGCUGGCCAGGGAUAUGGACUUCAAUCCCAACAGACAGUUCCACUUGGCGAGUGCGGGUGACGACGCUGCUCUGAACAUAUGGGACUACAGGCACGGGAAGGAGGCCAUAUUCAGCAGGACGGAUCACUCGCAUUGGGUGUGGACGGUGCGCUACAACACGUACCACGAGCAGCUGCUGCUGACGGGCAGCUCGGACGCGCGCGCGCUGCUCACGGCCGCCGCCAGCGUGUGCGACGCGGACGACGACGCGCGCCGCCUUAGCCAAGUGUUAGAGGACGGCGUGCUGCAGUCGUACGAGCAGCACGAGGACUCGGUGUACUGCGCCGAGUGGAGCGCCGCGGAGCCCUGGACCUUCGCCUCGCUCAGCUACGACGCGCGGCUGGUGCUGUCGCGCGUGCCGCGACACUUCAAAUAUAAGAUCUUAUUAUAAUUCACUUAUUUCAUUAAAAUCAUUCAUUCCAUUGAAAAUAUACUUUGUGCAAUAUUGAA